AUGCAACUGUCACAAUCCGUCGAACGAAGUCGUGUCAGGUCAUCGAUCGUUGUUGGUGUAGGGCAAACUGAUUAGUACAACAUGAGAAUGAAAAGAGGUGCAAAUUCUAUGCGAGUCAGACGUCGCCAAAGUGAUGCCAAAUGGAGAGCUAGUGUUUCAAGUUGCUAUGACACACUGAAGUUUGUCAUCCCAGACAGUUGUAACCUACCAAGGAGAAAAUUUUCAAAGGCUCUAAUUCUGCAAGAAACAGCAAAGCACAUUAAGACACUGGAAGAAGCAGUGUCAACUCUCCUCACACAAGAAGCAAAGUUACUCAACAAGAGUGUACUUUGGAAGACUGGCAAGCAGUGGACUCCUGCAACCUUGGCACACAUCAGAAAGGAGUUUGAGGAACAGCAGGGUCAACUAUUUGAGCAAUCAACACAAGGUCGUCGACGUUACAGUAUGCUAGCAGACAUAGAGGAACAAAUUCUCCACAUGUCCGUUGAUCCAAGCAAUGUUACUGUUAUCUCCCUUGGUGGUGGAGUUCAAGACAAGGCCAGCAAGACAGGAAACAGCAAGGACAAGGGGAAAGAGGCUUGUGUCAGGAGAAAAGCUAAAAUUUUGACAAAGGAAUCAACCAAGGUGUACGAGGAGCCCCAGGCACAUUCCACCCCCUGUCCAAAGAAGCAGAGGAAACAUUCUCACUCUGUCAACAUUCAUGACUUCGAGACCCAUGAAAAUAUCCCCGUCAUUUGUGAAAGAGUCCCUAAUGCAGACCUGCUUCCAUCUAUAGCUCUUCGUCCUGACUACAAGUAUGACAUGUCACACGAUGUCCCUCUCAGUACUCCGAGUAAGCUGUGUUACCAUGGGAAUGAGGAGCUGUUUAGUCCUGUGGUUGAGUGUGGUUUCAACACUCCUGUCUACAUGAACCCCAACCCCCACAGGGUAGACACCAAACCACAGAUCACUUCACCUCGCUUCAGCAAGGUUACCAAACAGCUUGAGUUCACCAGUGAGGAUGAUCCGACCCUGAGACCAUCCUGUCACCACGACAAGAUGAGUGAGAUGACAAGUGUGUUUGGUUUCACGCCCAUCAAGCUCCUGCCAGAGCCUGGCACCAUGCCCUUCCGUCUCCCCCAUGAUCAAGUGACACAGGCAACACCCACCAUUCAGGCAGCACAAGGCCUCACUCCAGCAUUCCAGAGGAAUUCAUACCCACCUCAGACUCCAAAGAGUGAUGGUGACUGUCUGGAAUCUGGAGAUGAGGAAACCAAGAGCCUUCUGUGUUUCGAGACUUUUGAAAUGGUUUCUGAUGAUGAUGCUGGUGUGCCAGACUGGGAGAGGACACCUGAUAAGAUCAAACAUUGUGAACAAACAUCUCCUGUGGAAGAAGGGGGUAAAAAGGACCAGUGCAAGAGAAAGAUUGCUUUUGGCAAAGGGACAAACAAGACGAGGAAAUCCAGAGACAGGAUUCCAAAGUGUAGGAAGAACCUAGAGAAACUAUAUGAAACCUUUAAUAAAUUAAUCCUAAACAACUAG
Messenger RNA from Haliotis rubra (blacklip abalone), 1521 nucleotides. RefSeq lists its product as uncharacterized. The coding region runs from base 82 to 1521 and encodes 479 amino acids. The record is from RefSeq and is a predicted model, not a curated record. Gene Ontology annotation, molecular function: protein dimerization activity. The transcript has 11 exons. NCBI's taxonomy places the organism in Eukaryota, Metazoa, Mollusca, Gastropoda, Lepetellida, Haliotidae.